CCCAUUAUUAAACUAACCUCGCAAUCAAUCACAUCCGCAGCUUAGCUCAGGCUAACUAAACCCGCACCGAUCAUACCGCUCCGGCGCUCCCCACACACGCAGCUCGAUUUUCCCACUCCCACCAAACCCCUCACCCCCGGUGCGCCCGCCCGAGAUCCAAAUCCAGCACCGUGCGAUGCCGGAGGCGGCGUUGCCGACGACGCCUGCCGCGGCGAGCUCCCCGGCCGCCGCCUCCGUGCUGCUGCGGGCGAGGCGGCGGCGCAAGGCGUGGCGGCGCCCGCGCGGCGGGCUGCUGUGCUGGGGCGCCCUCGUGGCCUUCUUCUUCCUCAUGAACUGGUGGAUGUUCUCCCGCCUCCAGGACCCCGCCACGCGCCCGCGCUUCCGUCUCCGCCGCCACCCACCCCGCGUAGCCGCCGCGGCCAACUCGUCGCUCUUGACUCUGGAAGAGGUGAGGCAUGCUGAAAAGGGGAAGAGACCUCACCAGGUCAUGCUCACCCGCCUGCUUUCUUUGGCAGCCCAUGCCUUAGCAGAGGCAGAGACUAGGCCAGAACCGAAGGACUUGUGGAAAGAGCCAGUAAAUGCCACUUUGUGGAGACCUUGCUCUGACCAAACGGAUUGGGAAGCAUCAGGGAACACCAGUUCAUCAGAUGCAGAUGGAACCAAUGGUUACAUUAUCAUUAGUGCCAAUGGUGGAAUAAACCAGCAAAGGGUAGCGAUCUGUAAUGCUGUAACUAUAUCCCGGUUGCUCAAUGCAACCCUUGUCAUCCCGAAGUUUUUGUACAGUAAUGUUUGGCUGGACAAAAGCCAGUUUGGAGAUAUAUAUCAGGAGGAUUAUUUUAUCAAAUAUUUGAAAUCUGAUGUUCGGAUUGUGAAGGAGCUUCCUUUGGAGUUGCAAUCAUUAGACUUGGAGGCGAUCGGCAGCAUUGUUAAUGAUACAGAUGUCAUGAAAGAGGCAAAGCCAAGUAUAUAUGUAAAAAAGAUCCUACCAAUUUUACUGAAGAACAGAGUUGUUCACUUUGUGGGAUUUGGCAAUCGUUUAUCUUUUGAUCCAAUACCUUUUCAACUUCAGAGAUUGCGAUGCAGAUGUAAUUUUCACGCUCUUCGUUUCGUACACAAAAUACAAGAAACUGGUGCAUUACUUGUGGGGAGAUUGCAUGGCCACAUGCCCCAUUUGUCACCUUUGGAAGAUAAUCUUUUAGGUCAUUUUGCUGGGAAAUCCAUUCCCAAUGGGAACAGGAACGUCUCGUCCAAAUAUCUUGCUGUUCAUCUCAGAUUUGAGAUUGAUAUGGUUGCAUACUCAAUGUGUUACUUUGGUGGUGGAGAAGAUGAGGAAGAGGAAUUAGAGAAGUACCGUCAAAUUCACUUCCCUGUUCUUACAGAAAUCAAGAAGACAACAAAGUUGCCCUCUGCUGCUUUCUUACGAUCUGAAGGCAAAUGCCCCCUUGCACCUGAAGAGGCUGUGCUUAUGCUUGCUGCUAUUGGUUUCAAGCGCAGCACCAAUAUAUACAUUGCAGGUGCUGAAAUUUAUGGAGGUAGGCAAAGGAUGGCUGCCAUAAGUCGUCUGUAUCCUGCUUUAGUAACUAAAGAAACCCUUCUGUCUCCAUCAGAGCUUGAGCCGUUCAGGAACUUCUCAUCACAGUUGGCAGCCCUGGACUUUAUUGCAUGUGCAUCAGCUGAUGCAUUCGCUAUGACUGACUCAGGCAGCCAGUUUUCUUCUCUCGUUCAAGGAUACCGCAUGUACUAUGGUGGUGGGGACCUUCCCACAAUAAGACCAAACAAGCGCCGGCUAGCCAGCAUACUUGUGAAGAAUGCCACCAUAGAGUGGAAGGAAUUUGAAACUAGAGUAAACAAGCUCAUACAACAAACUAAGCAAGUCCAUGAGAGGCCAGUUGCAAGAAGUAUAUUUAGACAUCCACGCUGUCCAGAGUGUAUGUGCAGAACAGAUAUGUCAGAUACUUGAGACAUUUUGCCAGUUUCUCGUGCCUAUAGCAUCAUUAUUCAGCCAAGCUUGUUUUUGGUGCUUUGGCUGAUAUAUCUGACAUAUAUCUGAUAUAUCUGUACCAUUUGGAUCAACUUAAAAAAUGGGGCAAAUGAGCUUUCACUCCAAGGAGAACAACAAUUGUGGUAGGAUUAACUUUCAUCGGCUGGCUGCCCUGAUCUGCUUAACAUUGUAUUGGAUUUGGAUUCUCCGGCAGAUUAUUUUUCUGCUCUGAUGGAAGUAGAUCAAGGACUAAACAUGUAUGUGGACUGAGUUGUUGCUGCUGCCAUAUUCUUUUCAGAAGUCUCAGCUGAUAACAAUCUUGUCACCGGGACUGCGUUAUCUGGAUCUGACCAAAGAAGAAGCAACAGAUUCAUUUCAGGUCAGACUUCAGAGCGUCUUUGGUUCGAUGCUCCUGGUUUUGCACAAAUCGGGUAAUGCCAUAGCCGUUGUGGCAUCCUUCAUCAUUAGGUGAGUGUACUCUAAAUGUCAACCUGCUGUGCCCAUUCUUUCCCAUUCUUGUGUUAAUUGGGUAGUCUUGUGUUAUACGAGCUGUACAUAUUUUGUAAACUUGUAAGUUCAUACCAAAGUUAAACUACAGCGAGAGAAGAAGAAUAGUGGAGUACCUCUUUUCUGUGCC
This is a messenger RNA of Brachypodium distachyon (stiff brome), 2618 nucleotides long. Its product is annotated as O-fucosyltransferase 15. The transcript is spliced from 10 exons. The record is from RefSeq and is a predicted model, not a curated record. Bases 176 to 1960 code for a protein of 594 amino acids. Lineage: Eukaryota; Viridiplantae; Streptophyta; Magnoliopsida; Poales; Poaceae.